CCGCGACUGAGCUCCUUUAAACUGUUGCUCAACUGAUUGUUAGGAUCCUAAUGACCUUUGCUUUCCUUCCUGUGCAUUGCGAGAACUUUGCAGUCAAUCACAAAUAAGACAUGAUUUGGGGCUCAAUAUGUUGUCGCCAUGUUAUAAUAGAAUUGGUUCAUGCUUUUAGCUGUGCGUAUAUCGAGUGAUGGAUGCACUGUAGAAGUUUAGAGCGCACUCAAUAAACUAGCACUCAAGAACUCUUACGCUUCUUUCGUGCUCUCCAAACUUCCCGCGUGCAUCCGUUACUCGAUAUACGCACCCUAAGCAUGAACCAAUUCUUCAAUGUACCCUCAUUUCAUUGUUCAGAACAGGAGCUAACUUGCAUUUUAGUGAUAUGGUUUAUCCCCCGAGGGGAGUAGGCUACACCCUUAUAUGGGCUAUAUAGGUAUGUGCUCCCCGAAGGGUAUUGUUUUUGAGCGGUUGUUAUAGAGUUUUACCAUUUUGGUCUGAAAUAGGGUAUGUUUUUUCACUCUGUUUUUUGGUAAUGGGUCUUUUGUUCAAAAGGAACUAUUUUUUUCCGCAUCAGCAUUGGCAAAUUUGUAGCCCUUCUCAAACGUUUACGUAAAUAAAAACCAUUUAGGGCUACCUGCGGUAAUAUUUAGUGCCGUGUACUAAUUUUACACCCACUUCUGUUUUUAUUAUUAUUAUUACUAUUAUUUUUUCAUUUUUUUUUUUUUUUGCUUGCUUCAAUUUUCGCUUCUGAUCGACCACCAAUCGAAGUGCCUGUAAAAAAUGUGGGUUUUUUUUCUUUCUCAAUUUUAAAAGCUGGGUAGCACAGGUUUAAACCAAAUCGCUUUUUUUUUCCUGAGAAAACGAGAACCCCAACUUGUGAUCGUCGCUUGACGAUAUCUUGUAAAUCCCGAUAAGCUGGGAGGUAUUGAAUUGUGCUGCAGCGAGCUUAUCGUUUUGUUGUUGUUGUUGUGUACACGUUCUCUGCGAAGGCAUUUUAAAAGACAAGUCCUCCACAGGAAUGGGCAAUUUCUCCACACAGCCAAAAUCUCGAAACUCCAGUGUAAAACUUUCUGCUCCCGUUCAUUCGACCUCUUCUACCCAAACAGUAGCUUACGUCUAACUUUUAGCCUCUGUAGGUCUAGUAAACGCUACAGAUAUCGACGUCACGGUUCGAAUGCACGGGUUUUAAUUAUGAUGCGCGUAAGCGCGAGAGAAAAUAAACGUGAUCGUGGGUGUGAUUCAACUGAAAAAAUAGACGAGAAAAAAUACCUAAGUACAAAAAUAAAACGACAAAAAACUGACAACGGAGCAAAAAUAAACUUACAAAACUGUGGCGACUGUCCAACAAGAUAAAUUCUGGAAUAAUACUUCAAAGCUCACAACAGUGAGAUGCAGCCAAGAAAAACGCGGUGGAAACUAGAAAAACUUAUCUGCCAGCCGCUAACAAGCACUGCGGAAAAUGAAUACAAUACUAUGCAUAAUGAUGAUGGCUUAAGUACUAAGGAAUAGGUCACAUAAUCCCCAGGGAUCACGGAGAAACGUGAAACCCAAGCGCAAAGAAAAUUCUAGUCGCUACAGCUUCCCUAAAUCCUGCAACCACAUUUGCUGUGAUUUUACUGACAUACAAUCUAAAUAUCUUUGACAGAUGUUCUUUAAGAGAUUGCUUGACAAUUUGAUUCGCAAGAAACCUCAAGAGGAAUGGAUACCAGAUAUUUCCCUUAAAAGAUGUUUGUCAGCUAUAGACCUCAUCUCCCUCGGGGUAGGAACAACCGUUGGUACUGGUUUGUACGUCAUCAUUGGUAAUCUAGCGCGUAACGCUUCGGGUCCAUCAGUCGUUCUCUCACUCCUCCUAGCGUCCAACGCCGCGUUCUUGUGCGGGCUUUCAUUCGCCGAGUACGGAAGCCGUUUUCCCGAUGGUGGAUCUUCAUACAUGUAUACCUACGCCACGCUGGGUGAAAUUUCAGCUUUUGUUGUUGGUUGGAAUAUUGCUUUAGAGUUCUUACUCGCCGGUGCAAGUCUGGCCCGAACGUGCAGUGAACUUAUAAAUUACGCAUCUAAUGGAACAUUGUACGCCUUCUUUUCAAAAUACCUUUCAAAGGACUGGAGCAUUCCUGGAAAAGUACACUUCCCUGAUCUUCUCGCCGCCGCGUUUGUACUUGCAGUAAUGACAAUUCUGUGUUUAGGAGUUCGCAGCUCGGCGAAUUUCCACAAUGCAGUAACAGUAGUAAACUUGGCAGUUAUAGUCUUCAUGAUUUUUGUCGGGUUUUUCUUCGCACACUUUGAUUAUUGGGAAUUUAAUUUUGCUUCUUAUGGAUUCUCCGGUGUAUUACCAGGUGCAGCGCAAGCUUUCUUCGCUUUUUCUGGAUUUGAUGUCGUCGCUGAAGCCGCUGAGGAAGUAAUACAUCCCGAAAAGAAUAUCCCCAAGUCGUUUUUGAUCACUAUAAUAGUGAGUACCUUGUGCUAUAUGGGUGUGGCCAUAAUACUAACUCUUAUGGUACCCUCUCAUAGCCUGGAUAAGUACGCACCAUUAGUGAAAGCAUUCGGACAAGCAGCAUUUCCUGGUGCUCAAUACAUCAUAUUAAUUGGUGGCAUCUGUGCCACUAUUAGUGCGUUAUUCUGUUCUGUUUAUUCCACUUCGAGAGUUGUUUACUCUAUGUCUGUUGACGGGCUUCUCUUUAAGUGGUUUUCCAAAGUGCAUACCAAAACGCAAGUACCUCACAGGGCGACAGUGGCUUCUGGGAUUGUCACGGCUUUGUUAGCACUUCUAUUUGACGUCAACGAACUGGUGGAACUUCAAGCCAUUGGAACGUUGUUGGCUUACACAAAGGUUACCAUUUCUGUUCUUGUGAGUCGCUUCCAGCCUGGAGUACAAAGCGUUCCUGGAAAUGAAAGCAGGAGAGCAAACAUCACUAAUUUUCUGCAGAAAAUGCUCUCCAACCUUAACGACAAACCAAACGAUAAGUCACGUAUCACAUACCAAUUAGUGGAAGACGAGGAUUCCUCCAAGCAACCUGUACCAAAAGUUACUGAAAAAACAGCAAGUCGUGCAGAACUAGGCGUGUUCUUCCUGGUAAUUUCCCUUGCUGCACUGGCUAUAGCCUCAAUCCUUUUAUUAGAAGAUCUCUACAAAGGAAAUUGGUGGGCGAUUUUCCUGAUUACUUUGUUCUCCGGAGCAACUGCUGUGUCACUUUUUGUCAUCCAUCUUCAGCCCAGAAACUCUGCCACGUUUCCAUUCAUGGUCCCUGGUGUUCCCUACAUCCCGGCAUUAACCAUUUUCAUUAAUGCAGUGUUGAUGGUGAAUCUCAAAAGAAAGACUUAUCUGCGCUUUGGUGUGUGGAUGAUAUUAGGUUUUGUUAUCUACUUAUGCUAUGGAUAUAAACACAGUACAGAAGCAGUUAAACCAGACAAUCAAAAAGACGAAGAUACAGCAGUGUUGCAGGAGACUCCAGAGAUCGAACACAAAAUUACUCAUCCUCAACUUAAGUUAAGUUAGUGGGGUAUGAAGAAUUGAUAAAUUCGCUGGUUUUUGGUUUUCGUGUUGGAGAUGAAUUCAAAAAUUUAGAGUCACUGAAAGUUGAGUUAUUCAAAGAUUUCGAAUGAUGGGGGAUAACCCCGGAGCCCCGGGGGAAUAACACGACGUUUUGUGUUCACCCAUUUACAUGCCACGUUCGAGAUAUCGAUAUUCUAACAAGGUUCCGAGCCUUUUGGGUCAAAAUUGUAAAUUUUUUUCAGUUUCUUUUGUCUCUCAAUUGCCAAAAGAGACUUAGAUACAGAAAACACCACCAAAUAUAGAAGUUUCUCCGAAAAGCUUCGGAGCCAUGUUAGAAUAUUGAUAUAUCGAGCGUGGCCUAUUUAUCAAUGUGCGUUUUAAUACGGGGAACGAUUAUGGAGAGACUGAUCAGCCGGUUAAACAGAAGUAUACACCAGCAUGCGCAAAGCGAAUUAUAACAGGCGGAAGGGAAUAGCGAUGCAAAACAAAGCAAACCAGCUAAAGAAUAGUUUGGAGAGACUACAGUUCGUGAAAUAAGUCAAGUAUAACGUAAACAGCUCGAAUUCAGUUUACUUUGAGACAUUACCAAGGAUAAGUCACGUGAGCGAACUUUGUGAUAGACUGCGAACAGCUAGGUUUCCGGCAAGGUCGUAAAAAAGAAUUCUGCGAACAAAGCGAGCGGGAUGGGCAGGGAAGCCUGAAGACAUUCUGUUGAUGCCUCCGUUCCAUGAAAACAGAAUCUGGUAUGAUAAUGUGAUUGGUUAAAUCGCUGAUUGUUGACGGCUUUGAGAUAAAUAUUUGACAGAUCUUACGGCAUGUAAAUUUGCAUAAUUUUUGACAAAACCAAGAAAGAUGGCGUCCCAUACCGCCCGUCCCGUCCCAAAUUAUAGCGCCCGUCCCGCUGGCUUCUUUCGCCAUAUUUUUUUUAACUUUGUGAGUGGUGAUGAUUUCGAAAAGGGAAGGAAGGAAGAAGACUGGAUGGCACAACACCCUAGAAAUUUUCAGUUACAACUGUCACAUUUCAUUGUAUUUGCAAACCAAACGCACAAGAUGCUUUUAUGUCAAUAUCCACUUCUUGGAAGUCCAUAAAGGACGACAGCUUGAACUUGAGCCAAUGCAAUGAGCGCGGCGGACGCAUAGGGGGAAAUACAAAAAGUCGAUGAUUUCUACCGUUGUAGAGGCAAUGACAUCACGUUCAAACUAACAUAAGAGUUCAAAUGGUCAGGAACGAUUUGUUCAGUUCGAUCUUUUCUGUUGAUUUCCAACGAAUAAAUAAUGACUUUCCCAUUAAAAGGUGCGGCUAUUUGUAUAGUUAAGAUAACUUAGACACCAAUUAGUCGUAUCAUUAACUGCCAGUCAACCUAGAUAAGAAAAUAUUAACUGAAAUACGAAAGUAUUAACUGAAACAAUGCUUCAAUACCAUAUACUCAAGUGUUAGAUGGAGGUGAAGUGUGAAUAAACUGCAAUCUCGCAGGCAGUAUUACUAGUCUUUUACCGGCUGGAGCUAGUAUUCACGCAUUCUAACAGCUCUGGAAAUAUCCACUUAUCAUUCAAGGAGCAGUUGACUCUUCACACACACUCUCUGUCCCUAUCGAAAAAAGUUCUGCUCCGUUUAAACUUCCCUAAACGAUCCGUAUUGAGUUGCAAACAUUACUAUUCUUAACUGACAAGUAUAUAUCAUGUAUAAAACAUCUGCAAAGGUAACAGAAGGUGACGAUAGUUUUCAAACAUAAAACCACCCAUGAUGAUCUCGCGUGCGAUAUAAACAUUAUUGAGCGAACUCGAUUUCAGUAUUUUUUUAACUCCGAAGCCUACAUUAAACAAUGCAGAUGAACAUGUUUCUAGGAAGGAGUGACUUUCCUAAAGAUAAUAACAUGACUCGUGUGCAAUUUGGAACAAAUCAUGAAGACGAGUAAAACAGACGAUUUCGAGGCCUUUGCUUUAGUCAUUUUACAUCAAUUGUUUGCUGGUCUUCCAAAUAUCUUCGAAAAUUUCCGAAGGUAUUCGCAAACCUCCCGAUAUAUAUAAUUUAUACUUUUUAGAUUUUGUAAUUGUAAAUUCUAUGCCUGUAAUUCUUUAUUGACUUUUUUUGAUGCUUUUUAUACUGGUC
Orbicella faveolata is the source of this 5594-nucleotide messenger RNA. RefSeq names its product cationic amino acid transporter 2-like. Lineage: Eukaryota; Metazoa; Cnidaria; Anthozoa; Scleractinia; Merulinidae. Gene Ontology annotation, cellular component: plasma membrane. Gene Ontology annotation, biological process: transmembrane transport; amino acid transport. The record is from RefSeq and is a predicted model, not a curated record. Gene Ontology annotation, molecular function: amino acid transmembrane transporter activity.